UCCUAUUUCCUUUUCCUAGUAUUUAUACACUUUCUAUAUUUAUGUUUUUCCUUUUAUCUCUUUGUAACUCUCAUAUAUAAGGGUACCUUAUGAUUGAGUAAUAAUACACACAACUUACAUAUUCCUAAACCUUAAGUUCUUAACAUAUGGAUACUAAUUAAUAUAACAAAUACUAUAAUCCAUUGACUAUAAUCAUACCAAGCAGGACAUGUGGCAUGUGGGUGGACGGAGACUACGUAACAAUAAGUAGUAUAUAAGUACAUACUUGUGAAACCAGAGAGAACACUAUUAUCCUCUUUUGAAGAUCUUUGAGUACUAACCCAUGGCAAUCUCUCACGUUCAUCCUAUGUUUCUUCUGGUCCUAUCACUAUUCUUCUUACCUAUUUUGCUGGCCCAGACCGCCUUCAUUACCAACUGCAGCCCAGUGUUUGGCGGAAUCAGAGCUACUGGAUUGGAGACAUUCGUGGAGCAGGGGAGAAAAAGCUUUAACUUAACCUGCUCUACAGAUACAGUACUCACCAAAGGAGUCAUUAUUGCGGUAGUUAAACGAGGCUACACAUUAGGACCAAUCUUAAAUGUACAACGAUACAAUCUCUGUGAUUUGAUCACAUGUCCUGUUGCACCUGGCUCUUUUGUGAUUACUUUUCGCAAACUAUAUCCUGUUGGCAUAAAAGCCCUGAUAAGAUCGUUAAUGGAGUGCCGGUGCCGGCCGAUGGAAGUCUCUGUGUAGACAUCGAUGAUUAUUAUUUUCCUUGAUCAGAAGGAUAUAAUGUGUCCAAUCUUCCCUUGCAUAAUUUCAAAUGCGUAUGUGAUUUUUUCCAAGUCAAGUUCUUUUAUGAGAAAAUGUAUUCUCAGCAUUUUCUAUUUCGUUUUCCCUUUUUGGAGUGAUGUAUUGUUUGUUAUCCAAGAAAUAAAAGGUGGUUUACACUUUACACA
Messenger RNA from Brassica napus (rape), 936 nucleotides. Its product is annotated as MD-2-related lipid-recognition protein ROSY1-like. The record is from RefSeq and is a predicted model, not a curated record. The coding region runs from base 323 to 730 and encodes 135 amino acids. The transcript has 4 exons. Lineage: Eukaryota; Viridiplantae; Streptophyta; Magnoliopsida; Brassicales; Brassicaceae.